AGAUCGCAUUAUCGCGGGAAAAUUUAGAUCGAGGAAAAAUAAUAGAGAGAAGAUGGAUUCAUCGUUGAAAUCUCCAGAAGCAAUGUUAAUUACAGCAUUACAAAGUCUGAACAAAAAUUUCGAAUGCUCAAUUUGUUUAAGCCCGUUAACGGAUCCGAUUAUAACAAGAUGCGAACAUCCUUUCUGUAGAGGGUGCAUAAACUCGUAUUUGAAAUCCAGCCGUACACCUUCUGUACCCUGUCCCAUGUGUCAGAGGCCAGUCAAUAAGAGGAGCAUUAGAGAGAGUGCCAUGCUAAGAUGCAUAGAAGAUUCUAUAAAAGCAAUACUGGGUUCAGACAUGAAGAUCAAAGACUCCCCCUCGUCCUCCCCCGAACCAUCCUCUUCAACCGGUCUUACAGCGAGAGAGCCUCUUAUGCUGGUGAAAGUCACACAAAAGGAAGGUCAAGGUCAUGGCAAGAGAAGACUAGAGUCAGACUCAGAAUCUGAUACAGAGGAAUACACUAGAAAGAAGAUAUGCACACUGGGUAUGCAAUGAGAGAGGGAGAGAGACAGAAUGUAUCAAAGGUAACUGAAACACACAGCUGCGGACUUUGCAAGGUUCGACGACAAGCAUCAUCACAGACCCUGGUGCCUGACUGCUUCAAGUUUUGGAGAAAUCUGCAAGCUUGUGUCACAAGGAAAUAUCACAAAACUGUCAACAUCAGCUGUUUUUUAAGAGUGCAAGCAGUGGCAUUAAAACUAUGAGUCAAAGGCACUAAAGUUAUUUGAGUCAAGAUACAGCUGUAAAACAAGACUAGUUAGGUUAUAUACCUUGUACAUGUAUAUUAAAAUCUGAAAGUGCCACACCAGAUGCAUUUGAUAUUGUAUUAAAGAAGCUCAAAUUAACCAUCAGAUCUACCUAAAUUUUUAAGACAUUAUUUGUUUAAUACCCAUAAUAAAAAUGCCUAAAUCUUGACUUUUAAAUCUGGGUAUUUCCUAUAUAUUUUUUUAGAGCUCUCCUUCUCAAAAAUGUUAAAUACAGUCUAAAAAUGACCAUCGAGUCCUCUUAAGAAUGUCCUGUGAAAGCUAAAUGUACAUAAUCAAAAGAAAAUGAGAACUUUUUUCUUAGCAAAGAUAUCAGAUUUUAAAAAUGUUGAUUGUGAUAUAAGUUAUUUAAGGAGACUGGGUAAUAAUUAUUUACUAAUUAGAUUUGCUGUAAAAAUUUUGGUAUGAUUUAUACAGCCAAAACUAUUAUUACUAAAAAAAAAAAAAGUUCCAAAGAAUUUACUGGUACCAAUGUGUAUGCUAUAAUCGCUGUCAGUAAAUUGUUUGGUUCAAGUUGGAAAUCAAUAAAUAGUGUUCAAACACAUCUUUAAAUAUGCCAAUCUUCUUUGUUCA
Magallana angulata is the source of this 1377-nucleotide messenger RNA. Its product is annotated as tripartite motif-containing protein 75-like. Gene Ontology annotation, biological process: negative regulation of fatty acid biosynthetic process; double-strand break repair via homologous recombination; positive regulation of transcription by RNA polymerase II. Bases 53 to 535 code for a protein of 160 amino acids. NCBI's taxonomy places the organism in Eukaryota, Metazoa, Mollusca, Bivalvia, Ostreida, Ostreidae. Gene Ontology annotation, cellular component: BRCA1-BARD1 complex; BRCA1-A complex; plasma membrane. The record is from RefSeq and is a predicted model, not a curated record. The transcript is spliced from 7 exons. Gene Ontology annotation, molecular function: metal ion binding; ubiquitin-protein transferase activity.